Molecule: messenger RNA, 6714 nt
Organism: Myripristis murdjan (pinecone soldierfish)
Lineage: Eukaryota; Metazoa; Chordata; Actinopteri; Holocentriformes; Holocentridae
Gene: asxl2
Product: ASXL transcriptional regulator 2
Exons: 13
Coding region: 103-3864 (1253 amino acids)
Biological process (GO): positive regulation of transcription by RNA polymerase II; animal organ morphogenesis
Cellular component (GO): PR-DUB complex
Molecular function (GO): peroxisome proliferator activated receptor binding; DNA binding; chromatin binding
Source: RefSeq, a predicted model, not a curated record
GUAAGUCCAACAUGGCAGACGGAGUGGAUCUUACGCGGUAACUAAAGCAACAUUUCAUCUUGAAACACAAAUUUCAACACUACUCCGCGGCAGACAGCAAAAAUGAGGGAGCGACAGAAGAAAAAGAAGGGGAGGACGUGGGCAGAGGCGGCUAAAACGGUUUUGGAAAAGUACCCUAACACACCCAUGAGCCAUAAAGAGAUCUUGCAGGUGAUCCAAAGAGAGAGGCUGAAAGAAAUAAGAAGUGGAACAUCGCCGCUGGCAUGUCUGAACGCAAUGCUACACACAAACUCUCGUGGUGAAGAGGGGAUCUUCUACAAAGUCCCCGGCAGAAUGGGAGUCUACACAUUGAAGAAAGACAUCUCCGAUGUGGCCAAGGAGCUUUCCGAGGAGGACUCUGAGGAGAGCAGUGACAAUCUCUCUGAUUCCCGAAGCACAGAAAACAACAGCAAUGCCAUUGCUCAGGAGGGCAGGAGAGGAAGGUGGAUGCGGAGAGUUCCCUCCAAGCUGCAGUCACAGCCCUCUUCUCCACAGCCGCGAUGCUCAUCGCCCUCUGUCCCCACCAGUAAGCUCAUCUCUCCCUCUCAGAAACACAGCAAGAAAGCUUUGAAACAGGCCUUGAAGCAGCAGCAGCAGAGAAACCAGCGCAGACAAGGGGGAAUGCCAACCACCUCCAGUCCCAGACUGCUUCUGAAGACCAUCAAAGAUAUGGCUGACAACAUUACUACAAAGACCACAUCGGUUUGGGAACUGAAACAGUCAGACCACUCUCCUGCAAGCCCUCAGAACUCUUCCUCCAGUUCCUCUUCCUCUGUCAAAACAGACAUGUGUCGCCCUGUUGGCGCUAGGAAGGUUUCCCAGAGGUCAGGCCGUCUCAGUGCACGGCAACUGAAACGUACCAAGUGUAAAAUAGAUGUGGAGACGCCAGACUCCAUUUUGGUAAACACCAACCUGCGGGCAAUCAUCAACAAGCACACCUUCUCUGUCUUGCCCCCAGACUGCCAACAGCGGCUGCUCAAACUUCUGCCUGAAGUUGACCAGCAGGCUUGCAUGGAUGGCCUUCUGAAGGUCACCAGUUCUGCCUUGAACAACGAGUUCUUCACGUCAGCAGCACAGUCGUGGAAGGAGAGACUGGCAGAGGGUGAAUUCACUCCUGAGUUGCAGUUACGAAUGCGACAAGAAAUUGAAAAGGAAAAGAAGGUGGAGCACUGGAAAGAGGCCUUCUUUGAAAACUACUAUGGAGAAAAUUCUGGGCUCAGUUAUGAGGAAUCCAAAGAGCUGACAGAGGCUGAUCUGAAUCAGGAGCCUGCCAGGCCCCAGUCCCCCCUUCACCAGACAGGACCUGCUGCUCAAGCAUCGGAGGAUCCCAAGGGCACCAAGGACAGCAGCCAGACUGCUGCUGCUACUGCUGCCAGAGACAUGAAGCCAACACUGUCGCCAUCACCGGAGCCUCCGAAGGCACAGCCUGCUCAAAAGGAGUCAGUCCCCUCCACGGAGCCCAUGAAGACACGGCGCUCGCAGUAUGUUGAGGAUCGCAAGCUGAACAGAACUACACAGUCUGGGCCAACGCCUACAGUGACAGCACCUGUGGUCGAGAAACAGAUAGAAGAAGGCACAGCAGUUACUCUGCCUGAAAAUGAACAUAAACAGGAAGUGAAAGAGGAGAAAAUUGAGCUCCCCCACUCCUCUGUCAAGAAGAGCCCUCUACCAAAGGCCAGUGCUGAGUUUAAAGAAGAUCAGCCGCUAUUUGUGGAUAAGCCCUGUGAGGAGAAAGAGGAGGUGGUAUCAGUCAUCUCUGAGCCUGCUGGCACCACAGAGCCACUGAAAAGGAAGUCUCUCAGUGAGCUAGAGGUUGAACUGACACCAGAGAAAAGGCCCCGGAUGUCCUCAGUUUCUUCAGUAUCUUCAGUCUCCUCUGUAUCACCUCCAGCAUCAUCCAUGUCAAGCCCUUCUACACCGACUGCAGCAAGUAAUCAGAGAGUUCCACCACUCAAGAUUCCAGUUUCACGAAUUCUUCCUGUUUCUGUGUCACCAAGUCAAGUCUCACCUAGGACACCCCUCCCUGCCCCUCUCAGCAGUCCAGGCCGAACUGGUGCUCGCACACUGGCUGAUAUCAAAGCUAAAGCUCAGCUUGCUAGAGCACAGCGAGCAGCAGCAGCUGCAGCUGCAGUAACAUCUGCAUCUAAGGGAGCAGUGCCAGGCCCAGGGCCGGGGGGAGGCAGUGGUGAGCAGACACAACCAUCCCCAAGUCCCAGCCCAACAAACUCUCAGCCAUCCACUAGAUUACCAGCCAGUACCAGCAACAGUGAAACCAGCACACCUCUCUCCUGCCCAUCAGACUCCUUUGGUCAGCCAAACCUAAAUCUGUCUCAGACCUCUAAUUUUAGCAAAGCUGAUGACAAACAGAAAGGUCAUUCUGCUGGUGCUAUCAGUGCCAGUUCCCACAGCAUUAAAAAAACUUCAGACUCAUCAGCAGCCCAUCCUGCCUCCUCAACAGUCCACAGUACAGUGGGACAGGAAAUCCCCUCCUCUGUUGGAUCAACAACGAGGGCCAGUUCCUGUAUCCCUGCAAACAACCCACUCGUCACUCAGCUUCUGCAGGGCAAAGAAGUUCCUUUGGAACAGAUCCUCCCAAAGCCACUGGCCAAGGUGGAAGUGAAGAUGACUGGCCUACCUUCUGGCAAUAAGGGGAAGACAUUACACUCUGCCACUGGUGCUGAUGAGCACAGAUCUGAUAAGCAGAUCUCCACCCAGUUCACCACAGUUGGGCGAGCAGGGGUUUUCUCAGAAUACACAAGACAUCACAGGGAACUGCCUGAUAAGGAGACUCAGGAGCAGAUCCUGCAGGCUCUGAUGCAGAGGAAAGCCCAACAGAGCCAACCUUACGGAACUAUUGGGUCUCAGCCUCCCCAGUACACAACCCAUCAGCUGGGGCAGGCAGAGGAACGUCAGGACCGACCCCGGUUUUCUGUUGGUUUCCUGGGCCGUAAGAGGAUGCCUAGGCCUGCCAUGACAGGACAUUACCUGCUCAAUGUGUCAACAUAUGGCCGAGGGUCAGAGAGCAGUAAGAGGUUACACCAGUCUGCCAUCCCAAACACAUUUGUGUCCAACUUAAAGAGGGAAAACACUGACGGAGAGGACGGGACUAAAGAAGAGGAACCAGCCACGAACCUUCUUUCUGUCCCUCCUGGGGUUAAAAUAGAGCAACAGGGAUACUCCAUAACAAAGCCUGAUGAAGCGAUGAGCUUUCAGCAUUGCUCCAAGAUAAAGACUGAGCCACUUUCUGUAGGCUGUGAAUCAGAAGAUAACAACAGCACCACUGCAAGAGCCAAAGACACCAGCCCCUUUUCUCAGUCACACCAGAGGCACCUCGAACUCUGCAAUAGUAAUCAAGGAAAUUCCGAGCCAUAUCUUACGUCUCCCCACGUGGGAAUGGACCCCAGUCACCAGCGGCCUCCUGCCUUUCAAACCCAGAGAACACUCGAUAAUCAGGAACCCGUGGUAGGGUCAUGCUACGGUGGCACUAUCAGCAUGUCUGUACCUCACACUUUGAACCACAGUGCUGCAGGCACAGGCUCCUCCACGUCCUUGUCAGAGGCUGACAGCAGCGGUGUUCACGGUAGCGUCAUGUCUUUCUCAGUGACCGUCACCACCAUACCUGCUGGACAUUCAUUAGAUCACAGUAACCAGGGUGAGCCAUCGCCAGAGCAGUCCUUCAUCGAGGGCUCCGGCAUGGAGGAUGUCCAAUCUAAAUGCUACUGCCGUCUGAAGGCAAUGAUCAUGUGCAAGGGGUGUGGAGCCUUUUGCCAUGAUGACUGCAUCGGCCCCUCAAAACUUUGUGUCUCAUGUUUAGUGGUACGAUGAUUUGACCGUAAUAAUAAUAAUUAACAGAUGUGGUUUGAUUUUAUAUAUUGCAUCAAGGCACAAAGCAGAGCCAGGUCAUUCAGAAUCAAUACAAAAUCAGUUACUGGGGUGAAGCACAUUAGCCAUGCUCCAGCCAAAGCAGCCUGCAUGCAGUUGUAAUUGGCGAGGAAAGAAUUUACACUGGAUGAUCUAACGUUUUACCAACAUCUAAGAAAAGCUGUUUUGUGCAAUUUUGGUAGUAACGUCAAUCAGUUUGAUUCAAAUCAUUAGUCUUUCAGACUUGUGACAAAUGUAAAAUCUGGCAAUGUUUUGCACUCAGCUAGGGGUAGUGUGAUAUAUUUUUUUAAAGAUAUAUGUGUAGUUUUUAAAACAGGAGGGAAAAAAAUGAAUGUUGCUAUUUUUGUAGAACAUAAUGACUGUGUUGUUGUGUUUUAGACUGACACUUUCUAUUGCGGGGCCUAAGCUGUUAUGGUUUAAAGGCAAAAAAGGGCGCAGAUGAUAAUCAUUGGUUGUAGAGUACCUCCUGUUUGGCAUUUAUGCAAGCGUGGCAGGGAAGUGCAACUUACCGUAACUAUUUUAUAUAAAACUGUACAUUUAAUAUCAAUCACACUCAGAUUUCAGAGCUAGAGAGAAAAUGUAUACUUUUAGAAAGAGAAUAUAAAAAUACAUUUUGAUGAUACUUUAUAAAAAAAAAAGAGGAUUGCACAUCACCUUGUUUUUACUAACAGUUACAGGGCGAAGCACUUGAAAAAACACCUGGAUAUAUGGUAGUAACAAUGUACAGCACUUAUGUUCCAACAGAGGGAAAGUAAGAAUCAUUUAUAUAUAACCUAUAUGUUCCCUUUGAGGAGAGCAAAGGCAAGAUUUUUUUCCAUUUCAGGCCAAGGUCAUGCUCUGCGUCAGUCAGUUCCUACUGUGUGAGCCUACAUUUCCUUCUCAAAAAGCCUAGACUUGUAGAUACUGCCUCCCUUGAUGGGUAAUUUCUCAUCCUUUGUAUGUCUGUAUAGGUAAAUGUCAAAAAAAAAACAAAAAAAAAAAAACACUCAAGCUAAGAGGAGAAAAUGAAGAUAAUCGUUGCUGUUUUUUUCCUCACUGUAAAUAUUUGCUCAUUCGUAUGCCUAGCUGUAGAAAUUUUAUUUUACUCAUGUAGCACACCUUGCUUGAGCAUAUCCAGUUGUUAAUUAUAAAACGAUUUUUACUGUGGAAAGAAGAUAGAAGAAGAGUACGUUAUGAUAAAACGCUAAAUGCUUUAUCAUAGAGUGGUUCAUCGUAGCAUGCUUCAGUUAUAAUAAAUGAUUUAGAGGUACAAUGUGACAUGCCCAUGAACAGGCAGGCGUGACACUUUACAGCGGCCUUAUUCCAGAAUAUUAGCCUCUCUUAAUUUCUGAUGAAGAAUUGUAAGCACAUAAUACUGCAGCAUUAACUAAUGAAAAUUUGCAAUACAUGUAUAAUCUGCUUACUGUACAAGGGUGAACCAGCAUAAUAUAAGUAGAAACAAAUCUGUUUGUAUACUUUGCAAACAUAUUGUGUCAUGACAGCCCUCCAAGCACAUUAUGCACUCUGUAGAUUUUCAUGAGGUGUUAAAGCAGUGUUAAUGUGUGCUCAACUCUGCCACCUGUUAAAACGCAAUACACUGGAAAAAGGCCGCUACAAAGCGUUACAUCAGAUGUUUAGUGGGUGUGCAUGCUGACUGCAAAUGAAAACGUAUCAAUAAUAUUUUGAAAUCUCCUACAGGUGCAAGUAGGCCUGUUUUAUAGCAAUUAUUUCCGUGGUAAUAUGCCAAAGUCACCUUAAGAAAACAAAAAUAAUCAGAUCUUGUUUUGAUGUCUGACUAGUUAAUCAAAGUAAUAUAUUUUAAUUAAUAUAUUUUAAUAUAAAAAUCUAUUUGCUAAUUGUUUUUGAAAUCAACAGGGUAUUUACUAUAAUAAUAUAUUGGCUGUCCAUAUGAUUUUGUUUAGACUGGACAGACCAUGCAUAGAGUAACUACUUUUGUAAUUCGAAUUGCCCAGGUAUCUGAUUCUGUACGGCCCAGGUUUUUCAAUGGAUCUGUCAGUCUAUUUUUCCAUAGAGCUGAUAUCUAAUAUUUGUAUCCCUUAAUCUUUCUGCUCUUUUGAUAAAUUUGGGGCAUUUGUGUCAUUACUUUCUGAAAAAAAAAAUAUAUGUUUUUAAGGCAGCAUUUGUAGGUCAGUGGAUUAAUCAGGUCCUUUUUUUUAUUUCUUUUUAAGGGGAAAUUAAAAUGCAUUUAGGCAUUUAAUAGUAGAAUCUCAAGGGUUUCCCAAAUAUUACACAUUUCACUGAAACUAAAUGCAGGUAUACCCGUGUAGUUGUGAAGACACAAUUUAAGUUAUCCCCAAUUAAAUUAUUAGGUCUCACUUGAUUGAUGUCUUUGUGAUUAUAUAAUGCUAUAUUUACUGAUAUAGAAACUGUGCUGGGGACUGGAUUUUAGUGCAAAAUAUAUAAAUAUGUAUCUCAUCACAACCCCCAAAAGGCAGCUGACAUCUAUGUUUGUGAGGGUUGAAACUGAUUCAAGCAGCACUCCCCAUCACCUUUCCUGUCUAAUCAUCGACUUAAAAUAUCUGUCGUUCGUGCGUGUGUGUGUGUGUGAGAGAGAGCGAGGGCGUGUGCGCGUGCAUGUAGAGGAGUAGUCCAUUGAAUUGACUGGGAAAAGUGUCAUGGGCAAUCAGAAAUGUUUUCAAAAUUUCACGUUUGUCACAAAGGUGAGUUUCUUUGUCCGUGUCAUUUGUCUCCAUUUAAACUCCAGGUGAAUGUAAUAUAGUAAUCAGCACUUGUAAACAAAGUGUAUUUUAUCAAAAGAUAUAGGCUAUAAUGAAUAAAUAACAGAAGAAUGCA